Prorocentrum cordatum is the source of this 807-nucleotide messenger RNA. The record is from the annotation of a GenBank genome assembly. NCBI's taxonomy places the organism in Eukaryota, Dinophyceae, Prorocentrales, Prorocentraceae.
AUGCCCUGCGUGUACGACGGCCUCACCGCCCGCCUGGUGGAGCGUGCGGGCUUCGAGCUCACCUUCAUGACGGGGUUCGGCGUGAGCGCAGCGCGAGGGUACCCGGACUGCCAGCUGGUGUCCUUCCAGGAAAUGGUGGAGAGCGGGCUCAUGGUCUGCGGCAGCCUGCGCGGCAUCUGCUGCAUCGGCGACGGGGACACAGGCUACGGGAACUGCGUGAACGUGAAGCGCACAGUGCGGGCAUACGCACAGAUCGGCAUGGCUGGGGUCAUGAUAGAGGACCAGGUGGCCCCGAAGCGCUGCGGCCACACCAAGGGCAAGGCGGUCGUCUCCCGUGAGGAGGCUGUCGCGAGGGUGCGGGCGGCGUGCGACGCGCGAGACGAGGGACCGAACGACAUCUGCAUACUGGCCCGCACCGACGCGCGUGGGCCGAUCGGUCUCCGAGAGGCGUUGGAGCGCUGCAGGGAGUUCGUGGACGCCGGCGCAGACAUCACGUUCCUGGAGGCCCCAGAAUCUCUGGAGGAGAUGGAGCAGUAUUGUCGCGAGGUGCCUGGCCCCAAGCUUGCCAACAUGCUGCCCAGCGGCAAGACGCCCAUGUCGGGUCGGACCCGCCUGGAGCAGAUGGGCUACGCCAUCGCGGCCUACCCGCUGACCCUCCUGUCGUGCGGGCUGAGGGCCCAGCAGGAGGCCCUGGAGCGGCUGAAGGCGGGGCAGAGCGUUGCAGACCUGGAGCUGGACUUCGAGGCGCUGAAGGACGUCGUAGGCUUCAACGAGUACUACGCCGAGGAAGCCAGGUACAGGGCCUGA